This is a messenger RNA of Nematolebias whitei (Rio pearlfish), 288 nucleotides long. Its product is annotated as mitochondrial import inner membrane translocase subunit Tim13-like. Bases 1 to 288 code for a protein of 95 amino acids. The record is from RefSeq and is a predicted model, not a curated record. NCBI's taxonomy places the organism in Eukaryota, Metazoa, Chordata, Actinopteri, Cyprinodontiformes, Rivulidae. The transcript has 3 exons.
AUGGACAGGUUUGGUUCAGAUCUUUCAGCAGGAGGUUCUGGUUGUAAAGUGGAUGCCAGUACCAUCAUGAAACAGGUUAAGGUCCAAAUUGUGGCGGCUAACGCACAAGAGCUUCUGCAGAGAAUGACAGAUAAAUGCUUCAAGAAGUGCAUAGGUAAACCAGGGAGCUCACUGGACAACUCAGAGCAGAAAUGUAUUGUCAUGUGUAUGGACAGAUAUAUGGAUGCCUGGAACACCGUGUCCCAAACAUACAACUCUAGAUUGCAGAGGGAAAGAGGGCGCAUGUGA